Messenger RNA from Lodderomyces orthopsilosis Co 90-125, 1665 nucleotides. RefSeq names its product pseudouridine synthase. NCBI's taxonomy places the organism in Eukaryota, Fungi, Ascomycota, Pichiomycetes, Serinales, Debaryomycetaceae. The record is from RefSeq and is a predicted model, not a curated record. Gene Ontology annotation, molecular function: RNA binding; pseudouridine synthase activity. The transcript is spliced from 2 exons. Gene Ontology annotation, biological process: tRNA pseudouridine synthesis; mRNA pseudouridine synthesis. The coding region runs from base 1 to 1665 and encodes 554 amino acids. Gene Ontology annotation, cellular component: nucleus.
AUGGAUACUUCUGAUAAUACCCACAUUGAGCAAACAGAGCAACAACCGUUGGAAGCAUCUCAUCAACAUCAACAGCAACCUGCUGCAGCUGAUUCUUCAUCAACCGAUGGACCAACAACAACAACAACAACAACAAAGUCUGGGCAGAUUGGCGCAAGGUUACAAAAUGCCAAAGAGAGGCAAAACAGACAGAAAUAUGAGCAAUCUGAAUAUGUUCCUUUGUUAGACGACCAAGGUAACCCCAUCCCCAAAUCAGAAAGGAAACCAAAACGUAAAUGUGCCGUAAUGCUAGGCUACUGUGGUACAGGUUACAAUGGACUCCAAAUCCAAAACGAACCAGGUGUAAAGACAAUUGAAAAAGAUUUAUACGAAGCAUUCUAUAAAGCUGGUGCCAUAUCAUUGGAAAACUCGCUUGAUUUGAAGAAAUCAGGGUUCCAAAGAACAGCAAGGACUGACAAAGGUGUUCAUGCUGCUGGUAAUGUGGUUUCAUUGAAGAUGAUUAUCGAAGAUCCUGAUUUGAAAGACAAGAUUAAUCAACAUUUACCCGAUCAAAUUAGAAUUUGGGGGAUACAACGUACAACGAAAGGAUUUGAUUGUCGAAAAAUGUGUUCUUCGCGAGUAUAUGAGUAUUUGUUGCCUACUUAUUCAUUGAUUAGUCCUAAACCAAGCACACAAUUGGAUGGAUUGAUCAAGGAGAAUAAGAACAAGUAUCCUAGCUUGUUUGUUGAUGAUGGUGGAGAAAGUGCCAGAUUUUGGCAAUUGAUGAAGGAGAAAGUGAGUGAGGCUGGUAUUACUCAAGAUCAAUUGAAUGCGGUUGCUCAAAUGAAUGAGCAAGAGACUAAAGAUAAUACACCAAACCAAGAAUCAACUCCACAAGACAACGCCACAGAAGGAGGAGCUGAUACUUCAUCCCCAGAUGUGCCACUUUUCCGGAUUGCUAAACAAGUCAAACAGAUUAAAAACGCCACUCGACGUGCCUACCGUAUCUCCCCUGAACGUCUUGAAAGAUUCAGAUCAACAAUGCAGCAAUACAAGGGAACUCAUAAUUUCCACAACUUUACCAUUGGUAAAUCAUACAAAGACACAUCAUCCAAAAGAUACAUCAUCGACACUACCGUCUCCGAUCCAUUUGUCAUCAACAAUACCGAAUGGAUAUCAAUCAAGAUCCACGGUCAAUCAUUCAUGUUGCACCAAAUUCGGAAAAUGAUUUGUAUGGCCACGCUAGUCAUUCGUUGUGAUUUACCAAUAGGUCUAAUUGAUGAUUGCUUUGAGCCAACUAAAAUCAAUAUCCCAAAAGCACCAGCAUUGGGAUUACUUUUAGAAAACCCAGUGUUUGACGCAUACAACUAUAAAUUGCGUGAUCAUGCAUAUGAUGCCAUCAAUUUCGAUGCGUUUAAAAAAGAGAUGCUUGAUUUUAAAAUGAAGUUUAUCUAUGAUAAGAUUUAUGAUGAAGAAGUUAAAGAGAAUGUAUAUUAUGGAUUUUUUGGAUAUAUCGAUAGUUAUCGAGUUUCAACUAAUGAUAAUGAUGAGGAGGGAGCUACAGGAUCUAAUUCAAAGAAUGGUGGUGGUGGUGGUUCUGUUACGAUAUUCGAUUUCUUGCAUAAUUAUAUUGAUAAAGCAGCCAAAGCUGAAUCAGCCAACUCAGAAGAGAAGCAGGGUAAAUAG